GCGAGAGAAGUUGAAGAAAAGGAGAAAGUGGUCUUAUAAGUGUUGAGGUAGCAUAUUUGGUAUAUCGUUCUUUCGAUAAGAGCUGAUGGAAAGUGGCAACGUUGUGAAUGCACAACCUGAAUUAUCAGGCAUAAGUGGACAAAAUAGUGAUGAGACUUAUGCUGAGAUCACUUUGAUGCCAGAUACAACUCAAGUUGAAAUCCCUACUCAGAAUGAUAAUCGUUAUACGCCAUUGGUUAAUUCCUUUACAAAGGUUUUAACGGCCUCAGAUACAAGCGCCCAUGGUGGAUUCUCUGUUCCGAAAAAACAUGCCAUUGAAUGUUUCCCUCCUCUGGAUAUGUCUGAGCCUCUACCGGCACAAGAACUUCUUACUAUAGAUCUCCAAGGGAAUCAUUGGAGAUUCAAACACAGCUACAGAGGUACACCGCCAAGACAUUUGAUAACAACAGGUUGGAAUGCAUUCACAACAUCAAAAAAAUUGGUUGCAGGGGAUGUUAUUGUAUUCCUUAGGGGAGAGUCUGGAGAGUUACGAGUUGGUAUCAGACGAGCAGGACAUCAACAAGGGAACAUACCUUCAUCACUAAUAUCAAUAGAUAGUAUGAGACAUGCAGUAAUUGCUUCCGCAAUGCAUGCUUUUGAUAACCAAUGUAUGUUCAUGGUGGUUUACAAGCCAAGGGCAAGUCAAUUUAUUGUUAGUUACGACAAAUUCUUAGACGCUGUGAACAAUAAGUUCAAUGUCGGUUCAAGAUUUACAAUGCGGUUUGAGGGUGAUGAUUUUUCUGAAAGAAGAUAUUCUGGAACAAUUAUUGGAGUUAAGGAUUUCUCCCCUCAUUGGAUCGAAUCAGAAUGGCGAAGCUUAGAAGUGAAGUGGGAUGAAUUUGCAUCAUUUCCAAGACCUGAAAAAGUUUCUCCAUGGGAAAUUGAACAUUUAGCGCAUUCGUCAAAUGUUUUCCGAUCAUCUUUGCUCAAAAACAAGCGUUCCCGAGAAGUUAAUGAAAUCAGUUCAACAUCAUCACAUAUCUUGCUUCCUAUAUUGACACAAGGUCAAGAAAUUGGACAACCAAGCAUGUCCUACCCGAUGAAUGUUCUUCAUAGUUAUCGCGAUGCAACUGAAGAUGCUGAGACUCCUUCUAGGUUGCUAAUGAGCUACCCUGUCCCAACAAUGCCCAAACUAAAUUACAAUAACGAUCAAAUGAUUACACCACUAGAAGAAAAUAUAACAACCAAUGCAGGUGCUAGUUGUAGACUGUUUGGAGUCUCUCUUGCCACUCCUUCAGUGAUCAGAGAUCCCAGUGAACAACCAGACUCAAAUCCGACAUCAGAGAUUUCUAAACUCUCUCAAGAGAAAAAGCUUGGUCUGGGUCAAACUUUAACAUCUACAAGAGAGAUCCAAAGCAAGCAGUUCAGUUCUACUAGAAGUUGUACCAAAGUUCAAAUGGAAGGUGUAACAGUAGGAAGAGCUAUGGAUUUAAGUGUUCUUUAUGGAUAUGAUCAGCUAAUACUAGAAUUGGAGAAACUCUUUGAUCUCAACGGCCAGUUGCAAACCCGCAACCAAUGGGAAAUAGCUUUCAUAGACAAUGAAGGAGAUAAGAUGUUUGUUGGAGACGAUCCAUGGCCUGAAUUCUGCAACAUGGUGAAGAAGAUUAUCAUAUAUUCAAAAGAGAAGGUCAAAAACUCAAAGUCCGGGAACAGUCUCCUAAAUUGAAUAUAUAAUCAAAAAAAAUAUAAUAAAAAAGGUAUAAAAUGUAACCGAUGUCUUGUUCUAGUUUUUUUUUGUUUCGCUUAUUUGUUGUUGCAUGCGUUUGUAUUAUGUAUCUCUAUUUCCAUCAUCCAUAAAUAAAAUAAAAUCUUCUUGUUUUC
This is a messenger RNA of Arabidopsis arenosa, 1860 nucleotides long. The record is from the annotation of a GenBank genome assembly. Lineage: Eukaryota; Viridiplantae; Streptophyta; Magnoliopsida; Brassicales; Brassicaceae.